GGAGUCUUGGUGCGAGCACACAGUGAGUGCGGUAUGGUGAGAGCAAAGCCCAGGCAAUAUGAGUAUCAAAGAUGCGGGAGAUGCAGGCAACCAGAAGGACAAGGUCUACAAACUGCAGGUUUGCCCCAGUCUGUGGAGCGAGAAUUCGGUCUGUUGCCAGAUCCCGGCCACCAUAGAAGUAACUGCUGGUGAUGUGAUCCAUCAGGUGGCCGGGAGAUUGAACCUCGAUCUCUCAAAGCGCUAUGUCCUGGCGGAGGUCAAGGAGCCUGGAGGUGAGGAAUGGAUUUUGGACCCCAAUGACUCGCCCGUUCAGCGGAUCAAGCUAUGGCCGAGGAAGGCUCAGGAGGACCAUGAUCAGAGCGAAGGCUAUUACUUCCUCCUGCAGGAAAGGAACACUGACGGGAGCAUCCGUUACAUCAAUCUGCAGUUGGUGGCCAAGGAGCGGGAACAACGACGGCUGGUGGAGCGAGGUUUCCUGCCACCCCAACAGCAGCUCUACGACGACCUGUGCAACCUCCCGCUCCUGGCCGAGAAAACCAUCCUGGAGAAUCUCAAGAACCGCUUCCUGAAGCAAAAGAUCUACACAUACGCCGGGAGUAUCCUCAUCGCAAUCAACCCCUUCAAGUUCCUGCCCAUCUACAACCCCAAGUACGUGAAGAUGUACGAGAACCACCAGUUGGGCAAGCUGGAGCCUCACAUCUUUGCCAUCGCCGACGUGGCCUAUCACACCAUGCUCAGGAAACAGAUCAACCAAUGCAUUGUGAUAUCAGGGGAGAGCGGCUCAGGCAAGACACAGAGCACCAACUUCCUCAUCCAUUGCCUGACGGCGCUGAGCCAGAAGGGCUACGCCAGCGGAGUAGAGAGGACCAUCCUGGGCGCUGGACCCGUGCUGGAGGCUUUCGGAAACGCCAAAACAGCUCAUAACAACAACUCCAGCCGCUUCGGAAAGUUCAUUCAGGUCAAUUAUCUAGAAAGUGGAAUCGUCAGAGGGGCUGUGGUGGAGAAAUACCUCCUGGAGAAAUCCCGUCUGGUGUCCCAGGAGAACGAUGAGAGAAACUAUCACGUAUUUUACUACCUACUGAUGGGAGCCACAAAGGAGGAGCGUCGAGAGUUUCACCUGCAGCAACCGGAAAAUUAUUACUACCUCAAUCAGAAGCUCAAUUUCUGUAUAGACGACGGGGAGGAUCUGAAGCAUGACUUUGAGCGUCUCAAACAGGCCAUGGAGAUGGUGGGCUUUCUCCAUGCAACCAAAAAGCAGAUAUUCUUGGUGCUGUCCGCGAUCCUGUAUCUGGGCAAUGUUACUUAUAAGAAGAAAGCCACAGGGAGAGACGAGGGUCUGGAGAUUGGGCCCCCCGAAGUCCUGGAGACUCUCUCACAGCUUCUCAAGGUGAAGCAAGAGAUGUUAGUGGAAGCGUUGACGAAGAGGAAGACAGUGACGGUGGGCGAGAAGCUGAUUCUGUCGUACAGCCUCAAUGAGGCUAUUACCGCCCGGGACUCCAUGGCCAAAUCCCUGUACAGUGCUCUGUUCGACUGGAUCGUGCUUCGCAUUAAUCACGCCCUACUGAACAAGAAGGACCUGGAGGAGUCUGUUACGUGUCUGUCCAUCGGCGUCCUCGAUAUCUUCGGCUUCGAAGACUUUGAGAACAACAGCUUCGAGCAGUUCUGUAUCAACUAUGCCAACGAGCAGCUUCAGUAUUACUUCAAUCAGCACAUCUUCAAACUCGAGCAGGAGGAGUACCAGAGCGAGGGCAUCACAUGGCACAACAUCGACUACACAGACAACGUGGGCUGCAUCCACCUGAUCAGCAGGAAGCCAACCGGCCUCUUCCACCUUCUGGACGAGGAGAGCAAUUUCCCGCACGCCACCAAUCAGACGCUUCUCGCCAAGUUCAAGCAGCAGCACGAGGACAAUCGCUACUUUGUGGGGACCCCGGUGAUGGAGCCGGCCUUCGUCAUCCAACACUUCGCCGGGAAAGUCAAAUACCAGAUCAAGGAUUUCCGGGAGAAGAACACGGAUUACAUGCGCCCAGACAUCGUUGCGCUCCUUCGGAGCAGCGACAGUGCUUUUAUCCGGGAGUUGAUCGGGAUGGAUCCCGUCUCUGUAUUCCGCUGGGCCAUCCUCCGAGCGACCAUUCGAGCGACCGCCGCAUUCUGGGACGCUGGGCGCCGGGAAGCCCAGAACCACGCAGGAGUCAUGCGCCGAAAGCCACGUGUUCCACUCGGAGAACUUCAAAGGGCGAACACUCCAGCAGAGAAAGUCUAUCGCCGCUCUUUACUCGAUUUAUCUUUUGAAACCUCUUAUGAAGAUUUCAGUUUUGAGGCACUCGAAGACAUCUUUGCCUAUUAUGACGGCAAAAACGAGUUGCACGCACAGGUCAUGAGGAAUAUUCGGGGACGUGCUCAGUACAGUGAGGACCCACAGAGUCUUCUCAAACCACUGCAACGUCUUGAGCGACCCCACAGCCAUCUCGUGAAAAAUAAAAGUUUUAAACCGAAGCAGGUCAUUCCAAAGAACCUGAUGGACUCGAGUUCCCUGAAGCACAUAGUCCGGAUGACGCUGUACGAUCGCACAACCAAAUCCCUGCUUCACCUGCACAAGAAGAAGAAGCCACCGAGCAUCAGCGCACAGUUCCAGGCCUCUCUGAAUAAAUUGAUGGAGACGCUGGGAAAAGCCGAACCCUUCUUUAUCCGAUGUAUCCGUUCAAAUGCCAAAAAGUCGGAGCUGUGCCUGGAUGAUGAACUGGUUCUUCAGCAGCUGAAGUACACGGGAAUGCUGGAGACCGUUCGCAUCCGCAGGUCGGGCUACAGCGCCAAGUACACCUUCCAGGAGUUUGUGAAUCAGUUUCAGGUCUUGCUGCCCAAAAACCCCAAGCCAGCACAGGAAGCCAUCAGCACCCUGUUCCAUAAGAUGGGAUUGAAUCGGGAAAACUGCCAGAUCGGGAAAACAAAAGUGUUUAUGAAGGAAACUGAGCGUCAGAAGCUCCAGGACACUCUGCACAAGGAAGUCAUGCGGAAAAUCAUCCUCUUGCAAGGCUGGUUUCGAGCCGUCCUCGAGAAGAGACGGUUCGUGAAAAUGAGACAAGCGGCCAUCACCAUACAGGCGUCCUGGCGAUCCUACCAGGUAAGGAGGUUCUUGCAAAGGAACACAGCAGCGGCCGUCAUCCAGGUCUCCUGGCGAAGAUGUUGCCGUCGACAGAAACACCGUCAGCAGAAACGAUCGAUCCAGCUGUUCCAGUCAGCGAGUCGAGGUUAUCUCGUACGGAGGAGCUUACGUUUGAAGAGCGAGGAGGAGCAGAGAGCUCGAGAGAAAGCCAGGCAGGAGGAUGAGGAACGGGAAGCCCAAACGAGGAAGACGGCAGCUGGUUCCCAUAAACCGGAGCGGAGUACGGUCGAGGGGGAAUCCGAGGCCGUGUUCCGGUCCCUCGCUGCAGAAUCCUCGGAGCCGGAGCCUCCGUGGCUGGGAAGCGAGCUGACUCCAGGCCUGAUGGAGAACGGAGAAUCUCAGGAGCAGCUUUCGAAAUCCCAGGAAAAUACGUCGGGGGCACAGGGCACAGAGCGGACCAGCGCCAGCCGGGAGAAGCGGGAAAACCGGCGCAUACGUGGGCUGGAACACGAGAAGUUCCAGCGUCGCCUGGUCUCCCCUAACCCCGAGGAGACAACCUCCCACUUCCCGCCGCCCCCACUCCCCUCUGGAACCAGAGAGCAAGAGGUUAAAACCAUCGACAUUGUGGAGAAGAUGGCGCAGAACGCCAACAAAGUGGGUGCUGUGGAGCCCGGGAAGCCGGAGGCGGGGGCAGGGGUGGUAAGUACGAACGAGUUCCUCCAGGAAAAGGAAAUGGCCUCCAGCAGGAAAAUACCCAAGGGUUUCGUGAAUGAACUGAGGAGAAUGGACGAGGAAGUGGCCAAUCAGAAACGGAACCAUCAGCCCCCUAGUCAAUCGCUUCGGCCAACAAGUCUCCCCCUGAAAACCAGCCCUUGCCCUGGGCAAGUAACUCUGACCAGAUCGUUCUCCCAGUCUUCAGACCAAGAGGAGGUUGAGCAGAGACCAGACAGUCCCGGAGCCCAUCAGGGAGCCAUCCAUCGCUACAAUGACAAGGGGGAGCUGAGGAACAAGGCAGAGAAGUGGAAAGACAGGAGGCAAGCAGAGACGGUCACCCCAACGAUGCCCAAGAAAGAAGCGAUUGUCGUGAGGAAGGAAAGCCAAGUGCAGAUGAAAGACUUGAAGAACAAGGAAAUCUCAUCUCCUCAGGACGAGGGUACAAAGCAGAACCCUGGGAGCCCCCAGAGAGAGGCCCCGGCCGACGGGCAUCAGGAAGCUGACAAGACCACCACCAAACAUCUGGUGCAGAAGAAAAGUUCCCAAGAACACGUGGAUGUCGGACAGGUGGACCCUCCCAAGUCGACCUUCCGUAAACCAUUGAUGAGGUUCCUGGGGAAGCGCCAGGCGGAGAAAAAGUCUUCGAAAGAGCUGCCACCGACCCAGGACGAGAGUGAGUCCCCGACGAUGCCCUACGUGGUUCAGGAGGUGGUGAAGAAAAUCGGGGAGAGAGGGGAGUGGGGGGCUUGUUCCACGCUGCCCCGGCACACACCGCCGGACCACGGCGGCAAGGAGCAGAGUACCAAAGUGAAGCGGAGCCGGAGCAUCAAAAUCAGCAACGCCACCACCGUGUCGGAGCAGUGGGACGCCUCCGUGCACCAGGAGAUCACCAACUCCAACGAACUCAAACAUCUGGACGAGUUCCUCAUGAACAAGGUGAAUGAUCUGAACUCUCGCAGCUCCCACGAGUCCCGAAUCGAGACGCUUUUCAUCACCACCACCGACAAGUUCCGAAUGACCCUCAAGAGCAUGUACUCCGUGCAUAACAGCCAAACACACAUGGGUUACAAGGGCCUGAUGCAGAAUUAUCAGCUGUUGCUGACCAGCCUGGCAGAGGAGCGGCAGAAAGCCGAGAUCCAACUGGUGCUCAACCUCUUCCAGAGCCUGCUGGACGAGUUUGCUCGAAGCUACGCCAAGAAGGAGGAAGCAGAGGCCUUGAAGACAACAAAAGCUCAGAAAAAGAGAAGAAAACGGAACCAAAUAAAGGAGGAGUAUUAUGGCCACAGGUUCCGCAGUUACCAAGUGAACAUCCUACAAUCUUGCGAGCUUUGUUCCUCAUACAUCUGGACCAUGGAGCGAGCCUUGCUGUGUUGCGCCUGUAAUAUGACCUGCCACAAAAAGUGUCUCCCGAAGAUCCAGUACCCCUGCUCGUCCACCUGUACCAGGAAGAACAAUCCCAACGCCACAUCUCAGCAUUUUGGGGUGAGUGUGUGUGACCUGACGAACGAGCAGCAGUUGGUGCCGUUGUUGAUGGAGAUCCUGCUAGAGUACGUGGAGAUGCAUGGACUCUACACCGAGGGCAUCUACCGAAAAUCUGGAGCAGCCAAUAAGAUGAAGGAGCUUCGGCAGAAACUGGAAGCUGACCCCACCUCAGUCAUUCUGGAGAAUUACCACAUUCACGCCAUCACCGGGUUGCUGAAGCAGUGGCUGCGGGAGUUACCAGAACCCCUGAUGACUUACGCCCUCUACAGUGACUUCCUGCGUGCUAUUGAGCACCCGGAGAGGCAGGAGCAGCUGGUGGCCACUUAUAACAUGUUGGAGCAGCUCCCACCAGCCAAUCACAGCACUCUCGAAAGACUCAUCUUCCACCUAGUCAAGGUGGCUGUGGUGGAGGACACCAAUCGCAUGUCUACCAAUGCUUUGGCCAUCGUCUUCGCUCCGUGCAUCCUCCUCUCGCCAGACACUUCGGACCCGCUGAUGAGUAUGAGAGACGUCUCGAAGACGACCAUGUGUGUGGAGCUGCUGAUCUCCGAGCAGCUGAGGAAAUACAGAAUGAAAAUGGACGAAAUCGCUCACUUGGAAACGGCAGAACACAUCGCUGUGCGCAGGCUCUCGCUGCUCCGGCUUUGGCCUCAUGAGCUGAGGUUUUCCUCCACUUACGAUGGGCUCCUGAACAAAGUACCUCGGACUCCGAAGGUGGUUGAAGAGACGAUAGCCACCACAUUGGAAAGCUUGACUGAGGAGUCCUCCGACACAGACACAGAACGAGAACAGGAAAUACUGAUCGAGCGGAUCCAAUCAAUAAAAGAGGAAAGAGACGAGCUGACGCUGAGGCUCCCAGAGUUGGAGCAGAGGGGAUCUGACGAGGAGAACAUGGACUCCGAGGCCUCGCUCAGCAUGGAGAGCCUGAUAGACGAACGCUUGGCGCAAGCGGGGAGCGGAGGAGCAAAUGCUGCUGUGUUUCGGUUCACUGGAAAACACAGGUCCCAGUCGAUAGCAGGAUGCCAGUCCACACCCACCCCAGACCCCGUCACCGCUCCGGCCAAGGCAGAAGGUCCGCGCGCUCGCACUCCUGCGUUACUGCGGCGCCCAGCCUCCCUGGUCUCCAGCUUGCGGCUGCCUCGUCGCAACCCCGUGAUUCCCACACGCAACAUCAAGCUGCCUCACGGCAUCCUCAGGAUGGUGGACAGCUAUAGGUGGCCGCCCGGCAGGCAGGAACCGGCCGGGGUCAUCCUGCGGCGACGGGAGCAGCCGUCCAGGAGGUCGGACAAUAUCCGGUCCAUGUACAUCGCCGCCCAGGAGGUCAACUUGACCGAGGCUGUGGGUCUCGUUACCGAAGACGUCAAACCAACACCGGCCAAACUGCAACGACGGUUCUCUGACCCGCUAUCUGACAUGCCUUACACAGACAACUCCUGAGUGUGAGACUGUACGCUGAGACAAACUGGUGAUUUUGGUUGGCUGGGGGGGGGGAAUGUGUGACUGACUGCCUCAGCCAAGUUGUCACACCGAGGACAAAUGUUCGUUCGUUCCCAAGGCAUCGCUCGAGACUCUGGAUCUUGCCUCCCUUCCUCGUUGUUCCGGGAGACGUCGGCUUCCAGACAAUUUUUAAUAUUUUAUUUUCCUUUUUGUUUUGUACAGUCCUUUCCCGCUUUAUCCCUGUACGUGGUCACUGCGUGAACCGAGAAUGAGAUUCCAUUAGACGUCCCUGAUAAUAUGCUGUGCGUUUGUAUUUGUGCGUAUGUGUGCGUGGGGGUAUGCUGUGUGUAUGUACGUGUGUGUACACACGUCUCCUGUAUGACUGGGAUGCAGGUAAGUUGCAAGCCGGUUAACGUAACAUUGGCUCUUGGGUUUGCGUCUGGUUGCACAUGUAUUUCCCACAAGUGUAUCUGAUUCCUUCCCCAUGAACAAAUUAUUUUUAAAUAAAUAUAUUACUUGUU
Messenger RNA from Callorhinchus milii (elephant shark), 7257 nucleotides. It is a transcript of the gene myo9bl, whose product is annotated as unconventional myosin-IXb. Gene Ontology annotation, biological process: intracellular signal transduction. Bases 59 to 6736 code for a protein of 2225 amino acids. The transcript has 41 exons. The record is from RefSeq and is a predicted model, not a curated record. NCBI's taxonomy places the organism in Eukaryota, Metazoa, Chordata, Chondrichthyes, Chimaeriformes, Callorhinchidae. Gene Ontology annotation, molecular function: microfilament motor activity; GTPase activator activity; ATP binding. Gene Ontology annotation, cellular component: myosin complex.